Messenger RNA from Pisolithus orientalis, 3642 nucleotides. RefSeq names its product DNA polymerase phi-domain-containing protein. NCBI's taxonomy places the organism in Eukaryota, Fungi, Basidiomycota, Agaricomycetes, Boletales, Pisolithaceae. The transcript has 13 exons. The record is from RefSeq and is a predicted model, not a curated record. Gene Ontology annotation, cellular component: nucleolus. The coding region runs from base 1 to 3555 and encodes 1184 amino acids. Gene Ontology annotation, molecular function: transcription factor binding; rDNA binding. Gene Ontology annotation, biological process: regulation of DNA-templated transcription.
AUGUCUACGACACUGCCGCUUUUCUGGGACUUGUCCUCUGCUUCAAAGAAGGAGCGCGUCGACGCGUCCGUCAAGCUCAUCAGCGCACUCGAGCAGUUUCAGACAAACCAUGUUCCUCAGCCGGACGUCGGUUCAGACACCGAGGACGGCGGCGGCGAUGCACUCGACCUCCUCAACUCGCCGGAUGUGUCUUACUCGAUACGUAGGCUUCUAAGAGGUCUUGCAAGUCCGAGAGAAAGCAGCAGAUUGGGAUUCAGCGUUGCUUUGACAGAGCUUCUCUCGAGAAUAAACACCGUUACAUGCACACAAGUCGUUUCUCUUAUAAGCGAUUCGACAAAAAAACAAGGCUCGAUGUCGGGUCAAGAAGAACGCGACAUUCUCUUCGCCCGUCUGUUUGGACUCACAGCUGUCAUUCGCUCUGGCCUCCUCGUUCGUCAGACGCCUCUCCCGAGUUCUGGCUCGUCCAAUACUCAAGUUUCGAGCAUAGAGGGCUACGAAGAGGUAUUGAAGAAGUUGAUCGAGGUUGGGGAGACGAAGUCGUGGCUGAGAGAGAGCGCGUGGUGGACGGUUGGGUUGGCCAUCGAUGCAGUGCAAGAGUCCUCCGUGCCGUGGAAAGUGAAGGCAGUGGAUACAACUGUCGAGUAUCUCUUUUCGAAGGAAAAGGAGUCGUUUUGGUCGCCGGAAAAAGUUGCAAUGACAUUGAAGCUGCAGCCUCUCUUGCCGAACCACGAUUGGGAGAGUUCGCUGGCACCUGUGUUUAAGGGCUCUAACAUAUUGGCUGUCGCGAAUCUCGCUUCAUUAGGGCGGAUUCUGAAGGAGUCUGCUUUAGAUGAUGAUGAAGUUCCUAAUCCUGGUUCUGGUUCAUGGAAUCCCCAAAUCCACUUUGUCUGGGACAUGCUAUUCGACCGUCUCUUACCAACCUCUAACUCAAUACAACCCCCGCAAGGAUCUUUCCGAGAAUUUUUCCGCAUAGUCGUCGAUGAUUCCUUGUUUUCCUCCACGUCGUCAGCUGAGAGGAAGUACUGGGGUUUUCAAGUCUUUAAAAAGGCGCUUACCCGCGUCAGCACCGACGAAUUGCCUAUGCUCUUCACCAAAAAUCUCAUGCGGUCAUGGAUAAACCACCUAUCUAAAAGCGACCGCUAUCUGCACAAAAUUUCCCUCGACGUGGCAAAACACAUUCAGUCGUUCGUCCAAGAAAAUCCUACUUUGGGAUUUCCCUUGAUCCUGCAACUCACAGGCAUCAAUGGCAGCCAAGAAUUCGACAAAUUGACCCGAACAAAGACAGUGGAGUCCAUUCUGUCAGUUAUGGAUAGCGAGGGAAUCAAGAGCUACAUCGUUUCUUUGCUAGACCAAGCAAAUGCGAAGGACGCCGAUGAGGAUGUUGCAGCUCUGAACUCUCGGCGAACUUGGAUCGCAGACCAAUUCGCAGCACUAAUACGUAAUGGAUCUGUGCCAAAAAGUGAUGAAUGGAUCCAAAUUCUUCUAGACUGGUACACCGUGAACGGACUAUAUUCGAUUCGCAAGAAAUCCGGGUCUAGCUCGAUACGAGCGCUUCGUGCACUUCCGUCUCCACCGUUUACAGAAGGUUUCCAAGCCCACUGUCGUACAAGGUUGCUCAGUAGUCUCGCAGACCUCACGAGCCAAACCACGAUCGUGAAGAAGGGUGACAAAACACACAAAGAGACGGCCGUUGCUGCUGACGGUGAAUUCUGGAUAUCCAAAGUACUCACGACGCUGGCGCAAUUAGACAAAGAUACCAAACAUGUUAGUCCGCUAGCACCCGUGGAUGAGGAGAGGCAAGAGUUGUUGGACAGGGUCAAGAAAACCCAUGAAAAGUUGGGCAAGGUGAGGUUCAUUGUACUGGUGUCCGCUGAGAAGGAGGAAAUUGCGAAAGGCUUCGAACUCGUCCUUUCAUCCCUAGUCCUCCAAUGUCGCUGUGGAGAGGACAGUGUUGGGAAUCUCGAAGCCUGUCUCAGCGCAGCGUCGCGAAUGUUCGCAGCUAAAAAAUCAUCCAAGAAGAAAGGCAAACAAAGUGAAUUACCCGCGGAAGACGAGCCAGAACCGAUUGAUGUUCUGGUGGACCUGCUCAUUGGGUACCUGGAAAAUGCGAGUGCAUACACGCGCUCAGUGGCCAACGAGGCUUUCUCCUGUGUCACUGGUGCGGUUCAGGAGAGCACAAUAGAUCUCGUUCUUACACAACUUGAACGACGGAAUCCAGCCGAGCUUGCUGAGGUUGAGAUCGAAGAGAUGAAUGCCGACAGCGACGAAGAAGAUGAGGACUCUUCAGAAGCAUCGGACGAUGACGAAAGCCAGUCUGAAGAGAGUGACGAUGAAGACGCUCAGGAGACUCGGAAGAAAAUUGUUGACUUGCUCAAGGCUAGCGGCAUGGGCAGCGUCGAGGAUGACGAGUCGGAUGAAAAAUCUGACGAAGAAUCCGAAGAACUUAUGGAUGAUGAACAGAUGAUAGCAAUAGACGAGCAACUUGCUAAGAUCUUCCGAUUCCGGAAGGACGAGCAGAGGUCCAAGAAAGGUGUGGAUGCACAACGAGAAGCAACGCACUUCAAGAAUAGGGUUCUUGACCUCGUCGAUACCUUCGUUAAGAGAGAACCUCAAAAUCCGCUCAACAUUCGACUUAUACUCCCUCUGAUUGACCUGGUGACGAAGAGCGGGAUGGACGAGAAACAGCUCUCUGAUAAGGCGAAGGGCAUCCUUAAUAACCGUCUUGCCAAGUCCAAGGACGUGCCAAUCAAUGCGACACGCGAUGAAGUCGAAACCAUCCUUCGCGAGGUUCACCAACGAGUUCGGAAGUCGCAUUCCCCGGACAACCUCUCGGUCCUAAGCCAAAGUAGUCUUUAUUUGUGCCGGGUACUGGUCCAGCUAAAUGAAGAUGAUGGUGUGGUCCGCAUAUACCAGGAAUCUUUGGAUGAUUACAUGUCCCGCAAGGCAUCUCAGGCCAACUUCAGCUUCUUCCAGGACUUCGUCCGUCGCUUCCAGGUACUAGGAUCAAAGUUCCGUGACCCUGUUUUGACUGCGUCCUCAAACGCCGUCAAUUCCUAUAGGAGAUGCCAGGCAUUCCAACUCCUGAGCAUAAUUUUGAGCCAGCCAAGCAAGAGGUACUUGGGUGACGUUGACUGGGAGAAGGAUGACCAGGCGAUCACGUCGUCGUUCCAGAAGAGUCUACAGAAAACCGUGCUAGAUCUCGCAAACGGAGCUGUCGACGAUCAAUGCAGCUGGAGUGCCAGUCAGCUGAAGGACCUAUUGAAAGGCGUCCUAAUCUGUAUCCGCCAGGUGCAGAAGUCAAACUCGUCGCCCGGAAAGGUGAUUUGGAACCCUGCUGCAUGGAAUGCGCUACAUGCGAGACUCGCUGCUUGCGACCGUUUCAAAUCGUCGUCGCCCCUCCUGAGCAUGUGUCGUCAAAUAGAAUCAAUUGCUUCUCAGCUGAAACCCGCAACUCGGAGUGGCGAUGGAGGAAAACGCAAGGCGGAUGAAGUGGUAGAUACUACGGAUUCCUCUAAAAAAUCGGGUCGGAAGAAACAAAAGAAAACCAAAUCAUAGUAACACUAUGCUCCUAAUGUAGAUCGAUGCAGGUACAUUUGGGUGCGGAGUUCUCGUAGCAACUGGGUUGCGUCUGGUGGAUUUGCG